AUGGAGGAGGAUUCAACGACGUUUAUGACACAGCUGAUAAAGCCGGAAUAUCGAAAGUCUAAUCCAGUUGAUAGAGUGUAUGAAAGUCUUAUUCCAUUGAAAAGUAAACGCCCAAAGAAACAACAGAGUGAACCAAAGCAAAAAAAGAAGCUAUCCCGUAGAGAAAUCAAGGAACUUGGCCUUUAUACUAUACCAGCCGAUACAGUAAAGUAUGAAGAUGCAUUGGGCUUGCAUAAAAUAUGGUGUGGCUAUUUCGAUACAAUUUUCCCUUCAAACGAUGUACCGGUUGAAACAGACGGGAGGUACAAUGCGAUCGUGGCUAGCUUGCUGAAGGCAGACUAUCAUGGGGCCAAAAUAAAAAUUAUUCGUUCCAAACAAGCCAGUGUUGUCGGAAUGAAAGGAAUCGUUGUGCUGGAUACAAAAGGAACAUUCAAAAUGGUAUCAAAGGAUAAUAAACUUCGAACUAUUCCCAAAAAUGAUUCAUUAUUUGAGGUCAUCAUGCGAGAUAAGGUGGUUACCAUUUUCGGCAAACAUUUGAGCGUUCGUCCUGCCGAGCGAGCGGUAAAAAAGACGAAAUUGUUUGCUUUUCCUGAUUUAUAAACUAUACGCUACUACUACAAAAUGUUUUGGUCCUGGGAACAUGUUGAUGAACAUGUCUUGGGAACAUGAUCUAGGAAUUCGCACAGGACGUAUCCAACAUGAUCUGUCUCAAGACAAUAAUUAUUGUUAAAUAAAAUGAGCAUAAUCGUGAUCAGAGUCUUUGUA
Molecule: messenger RNA, 765 nt
Organism: Anopheles nili
Lineage: Eukaryota; Metazoa; Arthropoda; Insecta; Diptera; Culicidae
Gene: Pop4
Product: ribonuclease P protein subunit p29
Exons: 4
Coding region: 1-600 (199 amino acids)
Biological process (GO): rRNA processing; tRNA 5'-leader removal
Cellular component (GO): ribonuclease P complex; ribonuclease MRP complex
Molecular function (GO): ribonuclease P RNA binding
Source: RefSeq, a predicted model, not a curated record